Molecule: messenger RNA, 954 nt
Organism: Trifolium pratense (red clover)
Lineage: Eukaryota; Viridiplantae; Streptophyta; Magnoliopsida; Fabales; Fabaceae
Product: protein FAR1-RELATED SEQUENCE 5-like
Exons: 1
Coding region: 1-954 (317 amino acids)
Source: RefSeq, a predicted model, not a curated record
AUGGAAAACUUCGACGAAUCUGUUGAUGUUGAGUCCAGAGACCUUCAUUCCACUAAUGGUGGUGAUACACAUGAUUCAGAAUUGAAUGCCGACGAGGAGGAGAGUUAUUCGGCAUCUAGUGGGGAUAAAAGUUCAGAGACUGGCGAUGAUGCAUCUGAUAAUGGCAAUAAUGAUGGAGAUGCAAUUGAUAGUGAGUUAAAUUUUGAUUCAAUUACUUCUGAUGAGAUUCGAGCUAUGGAAUUUGCUACUGUUUUUAGUGAAGCUUAUGAUUUUUAUUACCGGUAUGCUAAAUGUAAGGGUUUUGCUUUUAGGAAAGCUUCUAGUAGGAUAAGAGAGAUAAAUGGUAAUAAAAUAACACAAAUGAAGCAGUUUGUAUGCAAUAUACCUGAUUUAAGAGAGAAGAAACAUUUAACCAGGUUAGAUAGAAAAUUAGAACAUAGACAUUUGAGCCGUACAAAUUCUGAAGAUGGGCUUCGUGUGCAAUACGAAAAACAAAAGGAUAGAUAUGUAGUUACCGCUUUUGAAGAGUGUCAUAACCAUGAAUUAACCCCAGUUAGGUUUGUUAACAUGCACCCUGUUUAUCGUAAAAUUUCUGAAGCAGAUAAGGCUCGGAUUGAUGGUCUUCAAACACGUGGAAUUAGAACUUAUCAUAUAAUGGGGUACAUGAUUGCCCAAAAGGGUGGAUAUGCUAGUGUUGGUUUUUCAAAUAAAGAUUUGUACAAUUAUUUUGAAAAAAAAAUGCGUGAGUGUAUUAAAGAUGGCGAUGUUGUCGCUUCUUUAAAUUAUCUGAAUGUAAAGUUGUCUGCUGAUCCCAUGUUAUAUGUUGAGUAUGCUGUCAACAAUAGUGAUGGACGAAUGAAGUCUCUGUUUUGGACUGAUGGGAGUAGUAGAUCUGACUACUUUUGUUUUGGUGAUGUGAUACAACUAUCCAUUGGUUGUAUUUUCAUGGUGUAA